CCGGAAUUCAUUGACACAAGAUUUAAAUUACCCACCAACCAGAAGGACUACGAUUAUCCAGUCCUCUGAAAUGCCACCAGAGUCCACAGAUGGCAUGACCACAGCCAACCAGCUCUCUGCAGCCCAACCAGAGUGUAUUGAUAUUGUGUCCACAGUGAACCAAACAUCUGACUCUUGUGACAACUAUGCCACCUACAUUUCAUUAAUGAGCUCCAUCUCUGACCUGUCUUCCGAUGAGGAAGAAUUAAAUCUGGCGAUAAUGGCCAGUCUUCAGAAUGAUGUGUAGGUCAUUUAGUAAUCUUGCAUAGCUUUAUUCUUUUCGGGAAUAUAUAAUAUUUGAAUUACUUUAAAUAAUUUUUACUAUUUCAAUCUCAAAAUAAAACCAUUUGGUUUCUCAGUUUGCAGACUGUGUUGUAACGGCACAUUAUAAAUAUAAAACAUAAUUUUUGAAGUUUUUCCAGGUAGUUUGCCUGUUCCAAACUGGAACUUUGUAAUCUUCAUGACUAAAAUUAAAAAAGUGAAAAACCAAGCUUUAAUUUUAGGUAAAUGCUGUGCAUAUCAGCCAAUACUCAUAACCUGCAUUUUGUCAUAUUAUGUUUUACAAUACACUAAAACCCAAAUUACAUCAAAAGCUGUUGGUACAAAAGCACAUAUGUCAGUUUCACAUUGUAAUAGUGACAUAAUGUACUUAUGUUGUUGAUAAACUUUUAAAUAGUGCUCUUGUCUUUAUUCUAACUCUCUCCCAUACUCUUCCUCACCGUAGGGUUUCAGAUGAUCCAAUUGCAAGAUCAGCUAAAGAGAUUCUUCUUGAACUUGCAUCUCAGAUUGAUGCUAGCCAAAGAUGUCGAUUUAAUAUUAACAGAUCUUCAGUACUGGAUGGAGCUCUGCGAGGCUUCAGACGACUGUCUUACAAUCCCAGGUACCAGAUGUGCAUCAAGUUUUCCGAUGAUUUAGGAUUACAUGAAGAGGCUGUGGAUCUAGGCGGUCCAAGAAGAGAGUUUUUGCAUUUGUUAAUGGAAGCCAUAGCACAGUCACCAAUGUUUGAAGGACGAGAUGGAAACCUGAACUUAGCUCUUGACAGUUCAGCUCUCCGAGAGGAUCGGUAUUUUAUUGCUGGGCAAGCCAUUGCUGUAAGUCUGGUUAACGGGGGUCCUCCACCAGGUUUCUUCUCCUCAGCUUUGUAUUCUCGACUCAUUGGUGGUAGCUCUGCUGUGAAGCCUGUGUUAAGUGACAUUGCUGAUAACGACCUCCAUGACAAGGUUCAAAAGAUGUCGGAGUGCACAUCUAUUGAAGAGCUCAUAAAGACCACUGAACCACUGCACGACUAUCUUGCAAAUUCAGGAUGUCUCAGGCAUCUCAAAACCAUCAAUGACAAAGAUCUCCUGGUUCAGGAUAUUCUCAUGUUUCAAGUAGUCCAUAGAGUGACUGGAGCAUUUGAAAGGUUUGUUUUAGUAGUCAUGUACACAUAUGUUGAUAAUUUGUUUUUAUAAAAGUUACAACCUUUAUUACUUUUGCUCUUUUAAGACUGCUAUAAAAGCAACUAAUCCACAUUUUUGCCCAGAAAGAUAUAUAUUUUUUUCAUAUGUAAUCUAUGUCAAAUUGUCCUUUUAUCCAAUUAGAAGACAAUUCAUAUUUUGAGAAAUUGUUUUUGGGGUCAACAUGAAUACACUAGUAGUAUGAUGCUAAGAUUUGCCUUAAAAGGAAAGUUAUUAUGCACAAAAAUGUCUUUUAGAGCUCUUUAGGUCAUGUUAUGUUACUCCUUUGCCAAAAACAUACCURGAAAGUUGCUUUAACUUUAUAAUGCAUAUUUGCAUAGUCCUUGAAUUUCCCAAAAGAACCAUCUGGCGGUAUGCAACCGCUUUAUCACACUAUAUGCUGUCUAUUUAACUAAAACUCCCUAUUGGAGUUGCAGUACCCAGCAAAGCUCCCACUCCACAGAAGCACCCCUUCACCACCCACCUACUCCAGACAAGCGAAAGCGACAAUAUUGCUUAGCAAAACUUGGUGGAACCACACUUCAGCUGAGCCGGUCAGAGUACCAGUUCCUGAAAGUACUACAAAAAACACUUGUAAAUGUGCAUGAGGUGACAGUGGUGAUACUGUUGGACCAUUUACUGGCUAGACAGCAAUUCUAAUU
Molecule: messenger RNA, 2137 nt
Organism: Poecilia reticulata (guppy)
Lineage: Eukaryota; Metazoa; Chordata; Actinopteri; Cyprinodontiformes; Poeciliidae
Source: RefSeq, a predicted model, not a curated record